Messenger RNA from Ostrea edulis (European flat oyster), 2096 nucleotides. RefSeq lists its product as uncharacterized. Bases 331 to 2043 code for a protein of 570 amino acids. Lineage: Eukaryota; Metazoa; Mollusca; Bivalvia; Ostreida; Ostreidae. The transcript has 9 exons. The record is from RefSeq and is a predicted model, not a curated record.
AGAUGUUAGAUCCGCUCACAUACUCGCAAGACAAACAUCUAACAACAUCCCAUAGAGGGUCACGUCAGAGGUCAAAUGUGCAACAGCCAAUCAAAUUUCUCGCUUCAUAUCGAUAGGGUAUUAUCCCACAAGUUCAUGCAUUGUUUACGUAAGGAAGAGAAAAAAUGGCAGCACCCACGAUCAUGACUUAUUUAUCGCGUGUUUUGUUUAAAUUUUAAACUAUGGCGAUAUCGGGGGAUCUUUUCAUGUAUACUUCAACAAAGAAGACAUUUAAGUAUCUGUGACUUCACAUUUGUCGAAAAAUUCUUUAGACGGAACGACAGCAGGACGAUGGGUAGAGGGAUGAUGUGGAUGAAAUGGAUAUUGCUCUUUAAAGUUUGUCAGCAUACACUCUGUAUUGAGGAACCAUACCGACCUGUCGAUAGGGACACCUCAUGUUUGGAGAUUAAAGUGGAGUCUCGCCUGAGCUGUAAUAAUAGAGAUCAAUUCUAUCACUGUCUUCUGGAUGAAAAUUACAUCAAGGAGUUUGAAGUUUGCAGGGACUGGAAAUGGAUCCCAGGAGGCAAAUGUGCAUAUUUCAACUCUUAUGGAAUAGGUAAUAUUGAUGAGAGGGAUUGCACAAAAAAUUCAACUUUAAAAUGUGCAACAGGGCAGUACCGAUCGGAUCUAAAUCCACAAUAUAGUUCCUGUUAUGUGAAGAAAAGAAUCGCAAUCACAACCCCAAUCAUCACAGUGAAUGUAAGCCGAAUAGAUACAACAACAUUAGAUGGAGGGAACUCAAUAGAACCGGUAUUUCCAGAGUCACAGUUUAACGGGAGAGCCAUAGGAACUGCAUUCAAUGUUGCUGUACCACUUGUGAUAGUUAUUGUUGUAAUUGUGGUGUGGAAGAGAAGAAGGCACAGACGAGCUGAAGAAGUAACAAGAAGAGAUACAGAUGAUGUAGAAUGUGAAAUACAUUUGUUAUCUGAGGAAAAUCAGAUUAGUGGCAAAGGGAAACAAGAAGUAAUGAAUGUUGUCGAAGAUGAGCAUGGUGAGAGGAAAGAUAACGAGGAUAGCGAUGUGAAACCGCAUGCUGAUAAAACAUCAAACAGGAUUGUCAAAUCUGCUGAUGAAUUAUUGGGCCAAACUGCCAAUCCUACUGAUGAAUCAUGGAAGCAAAAUGUCAACUCUGACCCAAAUGAUGAGAAGAAGGAAAUACAAACACAUGCUGAUGAUAAUUCUGGAGAUGAAAAUGCGGAGCUGGAGGAUGUUGUAGUAGAUAACACACUUCGUGAGAGUGAUAACGGGGGUGGGAGUUCUAACAAUGUAACAAUGAAGCACGUGGAUGAACAGGAACAUCAAAGUAAUAUAGCUGAUACACACUUGAACAGCUCAGCAGAUUCAGGUAGUGACCAGGAAGAAAAUGAAAAGGAUGCAUCCGAAGAGAUUAUAGUAACUGAAGGAAUAUUUGUUGAUUCGCUGGAAUCUAUAACCAAGAAAGAUGAAGAAGAAGGUAGCUGUAGUGAGUUACAGGAACUUUUGGAAUAUAUGUGUACAGGACCAGCGAGGAAGAUACUAUUUAAUGUUGUGAAGAUGUAUGUGGAGAAUCCACACAGUUACUUUCAAGAUGAAACAAAAAGGGCUUCAGUAAAAACAGUAUUACUACCAGAGUACCAUUCAGCCAUUGUCACUGAAGCUGAAGACAGACAUUCUAUUCCUGUAUGUUACACCAUUCUACAAUUGUCACUUAGUGUGGAACAUCGAUCAAAGUCUGGUUGGGGUAAAAAGGUAAAGGACACAGACACUGGGGUAGGAGAUGAUGUAGAGAGAGUGCAUCAAGUUCACACACUGAGUAGAGGAAUUCAGAAUCCAGAGGAAAUAUCUGUGGAUGGAUAUGUAAGGCUGUUUGAAAUGUUGAUAGGAGCUGUAGAGAGAUUAGAUAUAAAGGGGAAAUGUAGCGAGGAUUACAGGGAGAUAGUGAGGAGAUGGGAGAAUAUCCAGAGGAAGCUGUGGAUGAAGGACAAAUGGAAAACAUUCACAAACUUUAUUAAGAAAUGGUCAUAAGGAAUUGAAGGUGAUGGUCAUGUAUAUUUGCUUGUAUACACAUUUUCAUGAUU